Purpureocillium lilacinum is the source of this 1200-nucleotide messenger RNA. Its product is annotated as pre-mRNA-splicing factor. The record is from RefSeq and is a predicted model, not a curated record. Gene Ontology annotation, molecular function: U6 snRNA binding; pre-mRNA binding; metal ion binding. NCBI's taxonomy places the organism in Eukaryota, Fungi, Ascomycota, Sordariomycetes, Hypocreales, Ophiocordycipitaceae. Gene Ontology annotation, cellular component: U2-type catalytic step 1 spliceosome; Prp19 complex; U2-type catalytic step 2 spliceosome.
AUGGCCGACCACGAGGAGCAAGUCGCUACGGCGCCGUCCGUCGAGCAGGGUGGCGACGACCAGGCUGUCACAACAACAAGCACCGACGUCGCCGCCCCGACAGGAAAGAAGGUCGUCAAGAAGAUCGUCCGCAAGAAGAAGCGCCCUGCGCGAGUACAAAUAGACAGCACCGAAAUCACGUCAGAACCGCCUCCGCAGACCGGCACGACAUUCAACAUCUGGUACAACAAGUGGGCUGGCGGCGAUCGCGAGGCCUACCAACAGACCAAGGCGCGCGGCCGAUGCAAUAUCGCGACGGAUAGCGGCUUCACGCGAGCAGACUCUCAGCAUGGAAGCUUCUUCUGCCUACACUUUGCGCGCGGACAGUGCCCCAAGGGACAGGACUGCGACUACCUGCACCGCCUGCCGGGAACCUACGACCUCUUCAGCCCCAACGUCGACUGCUUCGGCCGCGAGAAGUUUUCCGACUACAGAGACGACAUGGGCGGUGUGGGCAGUUUCAUGAGGCAGAACAGGACAAUCUACGUGGGCCGAAUCCAUGUGACGGAUGACAUCGAGGAGAUUGUGGCUCGCCACUUUGCUGAAUGGGGUAGCAUCGAGCGCAUCCGGGUGCUGAACUCGAGAGGCGUCGGCUUCAUCACAUACACUAACGAGGCGAACGCGCAGUUCGCGCGAGAGGCCAUGGCACAUCAGUCCCUCGACCACGACGAGGUCCUCAACGUUCGAUGGGCGACGGCCGAUCCCAACCCGAUGGCGCAGGCGCGAGAGGCGAGGAGGAUAGAGGAGCAGGCCGCCGAGGCUAUUCGGAGAGCACUACCGGCAGAGUUCGUCGCGGAGAUUGAAGGCAAAGACCCCGAGGCGCGGAAGCGGAGGAAGAUUGAGAGCAGCUACGGCCUCGACGGCUAUGAGGCGCCCGACGAAGUGCAUUUCGCCCGGGGCGCCAACGCCGUAAAUCCGCUGGGCCGCCAAGGGCGCGAGGUCGAAUAUCAUGCACCGCCCAUGAUUGAGAAUGGGGAGCCGUCGGUCGAGAACGCAACACCACGCCAACCAGAGGCGGUGGCCGAGCAAGUGACGGGAAUCUUCUCGGGGAGCACUCUGGCCGCCCUGAACAAGGCCAAGGUGUCCGUGGCGGCGAAGCCAAAGGCGGCGGCAGCGGCAGGCCCCUUGGUUGGUUACGACAGCGACAGCGAUGACGAAUAG